UCAUUUACUUAACAUCACUUCCCCACCGCCGGGAAAGCAAACACUCCUCCUGGAGCUGCAGAGGAGCAAGAAGUAAGAUCGAUGCCGACUGCGUGUCUGCAGAAAGCCGUCACCUGGACCUGCAGACCGACAGCGACUAUUUUUUAAUUUCUUUAAAUCUCUCCUCAAACACGCUGAGGGGCUCCGAGUCGACGGGAGCGCUCACUUUGGGACGCUUGGAGAAGUUUGCGGGGAAGCUCCUCCAGGCAUGGAGUGGCAGCUCCUCUGAUUGACGGCCGGUGGAUCUUUCUUGCAUUCUCUAUAAAUAAUGCUGCCAAAAAUCUGAUGAAAGCAGAAGGCAGGUCUUCAAGGAUCAGUGAACUCCAUAUUUGGGCCCUGAUUGUUUCCACAGGAGAGUUGACAUACUCAGAGGAACCUGAUUUAAGAGGAGGGUGACAGGAUAAAGAAGAUACGGCUCUCUCAAUAGGAGCAGGAUCAAAGCCAUGGCUGCAUACGGUCAGACUCAAUACAGCCCUGCCCUUCAACCUGCAGUACCAUACACAGCUUAUACACACCACACACAAGGCUACAGCAUGCCCUCUUACAACAUCAAAACAGAGGAUGGUUUGAGUCACUCUCCAGGACAAACAGGACUCCUGGGCUACUCAAACUUCAGCGGCACCCCUCCGAGUCAAAGUCUCUACAGCUACUCACACACACAUGGUGCAGGUAUUUCAUCUGGAAUUUUUCAAGGUACUCAUGCAAUCUCAAGUUCAACCCCAUUCAACCCAACCCAACAAGAAUUUUCUGCAUAUUCCAGCUACAGUCAGAGCCAGUACUCUCCCUAUUAUAAUUCACAUCACUACAACAGUCCCUACAUAACCAGCAGCAACAUCAGCCCUGCAGCAAUCACAGCUCCUUUAUCCUAUCAGCACCCAGAGCACCCAGUUAUGAUGCCCAAUCACAGCCCAGAGCCACAUACAGCAGAUUACAAUCCACCACCCAGUCCGCCAACACCGGGUAAAGAAGAGGGAAUCCCAGGACGGAGGGGAUCUGACAGCAAGUUGAGAGGAAGAAAAAGAGUUAUUGAACCCGCUCCCCCUCUUGACUCUGAUAUAGAGCGUGUGUUUAUCUGGGAUCUGGAUGAAACCAUCAUCAUUUUCCAUUCUCUCCUCACUGGAACUUUCUCCUCACGGUUUGGCAAGGACUCAUCAAAGGCAGUGUCUCUGGGUUUGUGGAUGGAAGAAAUGAUCUUCAAUCUAGCUGACUCAAGACUCUUUUUCAAUGACCUGGAGGAAUGUGACCAGGUUCAUAUUGAUGACGUGGCAUCAGAUGACAAUGGACAGGACCUGAGCACUUACAACUUUGGGUCGGAUGGCUUCCAGAGCCCAGCAGGAGCAGGAUCUUUGUGCCUGGGGUCAGGGGUCCACGGAGGGGUGGACUGGAUGAGGAAACUGGCUUUCCGAUACCGCAGAGUCAAGGAGAUCUACAACACUUACAAAAAUAAUGUUGGAGGACUGCUGGCCAGUCCCAAGCGAGAGGAAUGGUUACAGCUGAGGAGAGAGAUGGAAGUCCUCACUGACCUGUGGCUGACUCAAGCACUAAAAGCCCUGGCUCUAAUCAACUCCAGGCCUAACUGUGUGAAUGUGUUGGUGACCACCACCCAACUUAUCCCUGCUCUCUCCAAGGUGUUACUCUACGGUCUUGGCUCAGCCUUCCCAAUAGAGAACAUUUACAGUGCAACAAAGACAGGAAAGGAGAGCUGCUUUGAGCGUGUAUCUCAGAGGUUUGGUCGCAGAGCGGUCUAUGUGGUAAUAGGAGAUGGAGCCGAAGAGGAGACCGUAGCCAAAAAGAAGAACAUGCCAUUCUGGAGGGUGUCUUGUCGGGCAGAUCUGGAGGCUUUGAGCCAUGCACUGGAGAUGGACUACCUCUAGAGGGCAGCAGCUAUCAACAUCUGUGCUCUUUAAUUUCUGAGUGCAUUUGUGAACCAGCCUGUUGGGACUAAUGUGGAGUCAAUAUUGCUGAGCACCGCAGCAGAGACAUUAACAGCAGGCAUGUGGAAGAGUGAAGAGUUUGAAGCAUAGUGCAUAAAAGGACGGAAACAUGAAGUCAAAAGGGCUUCAAUCAAACUGUGUGGAAGGAAAAAGGGACCAAAGUUUAACUAAUCCCAGGGAACCAUGGUUAGUACAGCAAGUAUUAAACAAAAUAUGAAAAGCAACUUUUUUUUCCUUUUUUUGACUUCAUCUCAAGUUCUUGGAAUUGUGUCCCAAUUGUUGCACUGAAUGCAAAUUCUAACUUUCUGUUUAAUGAACUCAAUAUUAGAAUCAACAUAGAUGAAAUGUUUAGAUUCUUCAAGCUUGUCCUGCUAUGUGGAGAGAUCAUUCCUCUGGACAAUACUAUUUUUAGACCAAGAAAACUUUAUGCAAUACACAACUGCUUACUUCCACUAAAAUUGUUGCUAGUUCGUGUCAUGUCAUGUUAAAUCAUAGUUUUUCUUAUAUUUAGACAUGGUCUACAAUUUGUCACCAGAAUGAUGGUUAUUUAUUAUGGGUUUAAAUUUGCAACACAGUAAGUUAGUAUGACAGUUUGUAUGUGUGUGUAAACAAAAUCAUUUAUUGAGGCUAGAGCUGUGUUCUUGUAAAAAUGUCUUGUAAGAUGUUGCCAUGCAGAUGCUGUAUUUUAGACUGGUGGUUGAAAACUUACAUUUGAUUCUGGGUUGUAAAUUGAUUUCCUUUCUGCUUUAAUUUCCCAUUAACCUGUUUGUAAUGUAGAUAAACUGUUAUGGCUAUGAUUGUGCAUGUGCUGAUUACAAAGCCUGUGAGCUUAGUCAUGGUUUGUAUAUAAUGCCUUAUUGUCCAUUUCUUCUGACAGUUUAAGUAGAACUGAUUAAAAAAAAUAAAUUAAUUGCAUUUUGGGGGGA
This is a messenger RNA of Xiphophorus maculatus (southern platyfish), 2899 nucleotides long. It is a transcript of the gene eya2, whose product is annotated as eyes absent homolog 2. The transcript has 15 exons. Gene Ontology annotation, cellular component: nucleus. NCBI's taxonomy places the organism in Eukaryota, Metazoa, Chordata, Actinopteri, Cyprinodontiformes, Poeciliidae. Gene Ontology annotation, molecular function: protein tyrosine phosphatase activity. The record is from RefSeq and is a predicted model, not a curated record. The coding region runs from base 483 to 1913 and encodes 476 amino acids. Gene Ontology annotation, biological process: multicellular organism development; positive regulation of DNA repair; cell differentiation.